AUGGCCCCACCGUUCGUGAACCUCGACGCCCCUCGCUGGGACCAAAGCACAUACGUCGGCCGGGCCAAGCACUUCCUCGCCACGACGAACCCGCUCAAUGUGCUGGCCACGGACGCCCAGCUCGAUGCAGCCCAGGCGCUCGUCGAGGCGUACAAGGCCGGUCAGCAGCUGCACGUGAGCGAGGACGACCUGUGGCGCGCCAAGCAGCUCGUGGACAGUGCGUUCCAUCCCGACACGGGCGAGAAGAAUCUGCUCGUUGGACGCAUGGCUUUCCAGGUGCCGGGCAACAUGGUCAUCACGGGCUGCAUGAUGACGUUCUACCGCUCGACGCCCGCCGUUAUCUUCUGGCAGUUUAUGAACCAGACCUUCAACUCCAUUGUCAACUACACGAACCGCAAUGCCAGCACGGGCGUGAGCCAGGAGCAGCUGCUGCAGGCCUAUGCUGCCGCCAGCACGGCCUCGGUGGCAACAGCGCUGGGUCUCAAUCGGUGGGUGGCCAAGCGCCCCAAGCUCAGCAACGGCCUUGUUGGCCGCCUCGUGCCCCUUGUGGCUGUUGCUGCUGCCAAUUGUGUCAACAUCCCGUUGAUGCGACAGCGUGAGCUGCUGGGCGGCAUUGAAGUCGAGACAGCCGAUGGAGACAAGGUGGGCAAGAGCAAGCGGGCGGCAGUAGAGGCCGUGGCGCAAGUGGUGCCGUCGCGCAUUCUCAUGGCCAUGCCCGGCAUGAUCUUCCCGCCCGUCAUCAUGAGCAAGCUAGAGCAGCGGCCUCUCUUCCGCCACAACAAGGUGGUGAACGCGCUGACCAUGGUAGGACUCACCGGUGUCUGCCUGAGCUUCUCGACACCGCUGUGCUGCGCCCUCUUCCCGCAGCGCAGCUCCAUAGCUGUGUCUUCGCUCGAGCCCGAGUUGCAAGAGACGAUCCGUCAACGCACGUUCAAGCAGCACUCGGACGACGCCGACCCUGUCACGCACGUCUUUUACAACAAGGGGUUGUGA
Hyaloperonospora brassicae is the source of this 993-nucleotide messenger RNA. The record is from the annotation of a GenBank genome assembly. NCBI's taxonomy places the organism in Eukaryota, Oomycota, Peronosporomycetes, Peronosporales, Peronosporaceae.